Molecule: messenger RNA, 1191 nt
Organism: Symbiodinium sp. CCMP2592
Lineage: Eukaryota; Dinophyceae; Suessiales; Symbiodiniaceae
Source: the annotation of a GenBank genome assembly
AUGCCGGACAGCGAUUCCGAGUGGCUCACCGUGGACGAGGACGAACUCGAGCCCAUGUUCGUCUACAAGGACCCAGACUCUGAGGUGGUUGGGAAGGAAAGCAGCAAGUAUGCGGGGCUCGUACGCACAAACAUGGAGUUGGAGAAGCGCCCCGUUAUGGGGCACUGUCCGUUUGAUAGUCUCAUGGACUUCCGCAAAGAUAGCCGGGUUUUCGUCGCGCUGCAGGGGGUCGGCGCAACGAAAGCGAGAAUCAAGGAGGUCCAGCCGCGAGGCGUCUACGUUGUCAAGUACCGGACAUAUUUUGGUGGUCCCUUGCUGGAAACCAUGGUGCACGCCAAGGAUAUGCGAUUACAGACCCGCGAGCUCCGCCCCAAUCAGAAAUGCACCGGUAGGAUCCAAGAGAUGGACGAUCAGCUUGCCAUUAUCGACAUGGGUACGGAAGCCUAUGGCAAGCUGAGCUUGAGGGAGGUUCCGGAGGAUCUCUAUGUUGGGCAGGAAGUUGAGGUGAGGAUUGUGCGAAUCCACCAAAUGGACCAAAGCAUUCAGGUCGCUUGGGCUGGAGAGCGGCGGCGGCCUGCAAGGGGUCAGGGGGGUGCAGUUGAUCGACGGCCGAUCAGGAUGAAGAUGAGAUUCAAUGCCUUCGCAGACAUUCCGACCACACAGUGGCUGCAGGGGAAGGUGGUAUCUUUGAUGGAGUACGGAGCGAUGGUGCGUGUCUGGCUGGAUGAAGAGAAGUUUGCAGACGGCCUCGUCCACAAGACGAGCUUCCGGGACGGGCCGGUAGAGGAUGUGGCCAGCGAGCUGGUUUUGGGACAGGCAGUGCGGGUUCGGGUGAAGAGGUUAGAUCUGGUGAAGCAGCAGCUAGAGUUCACCAUGUACAACUAUGUGCCCACCACCAAGUCUGCGCUCAAUGUCUUUGCCGCAAUGCCACAGGAUCGCUGGCUGAAAGGAAAGGUGCGGAAGCUCAUGCCCUUCGGUCUCUUUGUCACCGUGCAGGCAGAUGGUGCGCAGGCAGAUGGUCUGGUGCAUGUGAGAAAUGCGAAGGAGGGGUUCCUGCCGAAGUUGGAAGAUGAGUUCUAUGUCGGCCAGGAGGUGGAUGUGCGCGUGGAGUACGUCGACCUGCAACAAGAGAAGAUGGGUCUGACGAUGCUCGGGCUGAAGGCGGCGAGUAGCAAACCCGAGGCUCCGUAG